AUGACAUCUUUGAUUUUGGUACAGGUCAAGCAAUUGCUGGUGAAAAAUUCUCAAGAACAUGUAAUUGCUACAUGCAGGAAUCCCAAUGGAGCAGCAGGGCUAAUUGAGUUAAAAAACAAAUUUUCUGAAAGGCUACAUAUUCAAAGGUUGGAUCUUACAAUUGAAAGCACAAUAGAGGAGUCUGCAAAGGCCAUAGGCGAGACGUAUGGCCACUUAAAUCUUCUUGUUAAUGCAUCUGGUAUUCUUUCAAUACCAGAUGUUAUACACCCAGAAACAACAAUGACCAAAAUAGAGAGAUCAUCGUUACUGCUUGCUUAUGAGGUUAAUGCAGUGGGUCCUAUUUUGGUGACGAAGCAUAUGUGGCCUUUGCUUAAGGUUGGAGGUGGCAGUGGAACUGAAAGAGAUGUUGCUGUUGUGGCUAACAUAAGUGCCAGGGUUGGCUCAAUUGGGGACAACCGUUUAGGUGGAUGGCAUUCAUAUCGGGCCUCCAAGGCUGCACUUAAUCAGCUAACCAAAUGUGUUUCUGUUGAAUUUGCCCGAAAGAAGGAUCCAGUGAUAUGCAUUUUAUUGCACCCUGGAACGGUGGACACGGAUCUCUCUAAGCCAUUCCAAAAGAAUGUUCCGAAAGACAAGCUCUUCACUAAAGAAUUCUCCGUACAAAGGCUCUUGGGCAUCAUCAACAGCAGCAAGAGCCAUGACAAUGGCAAAUUCUUCGCUUGGGACGGUAAAGAAAUCCCUUGGUGAUCUAUUCAUAUCCGCUUGAAAUUACUAUCAUUUGUUUUCGAUGAUAUAUGUAUGGAUAGCCAUCACCGAACAUAACACAAGUUGUGCAUUGUAAACGGGCAAAGUCGAACAUGUUGAUUCAUUCUUUAGCCAAACAAAGCGUUCAACUCAUACAGGGCAUACGAGAAAUUUUCAUUUUCGCGAGAAGGUGAGAGAAUUUGGAGGUAUUUUUUAUAUUUUGUGAAUGUUACAUUAUAUUGUAUUGAAACCGAGUAUAUUCCGAUCACAUGACCUUCACACAAAAUAAGAUUAUCUCCACAUGUCACACCACAAACCUUCUUGUCCAGUGCUCGUAGAAGACGAUGUGGAGAGCGGUAGAGUGGAGAUAGAGAUAAGGAAAUCUAAAUACAGUCAAGAGGAAGAGUGUGUAUCAAAAGGUUGUUGAUAAAAGUGAAUGCAAUGAUAAGUUGUACAUAGAUGUAAAGAGAAGAAGAAACUCUGAAUUUAUGAAAAGCGAA
Molecule: messenger RNA, 1241 nt
Organism: Cynara cardunculus var. scolymus (artichoke)
Lineage: Eukaryota; Viridiplantae; Streptophyta; Magnoliopsida; Asterales; Asteraceae
Product: C-factor
Exons: 5
Coding region: 1-744 (247 amino acids)
Source: RefSeq, a predicted model, not a curated record